This is a messenger RNA of Fimicolochytrium jonesii, 963 nucleotides long. RefSeq names its product pectin lyase fold/virulence factor. Lineage: Eukaryota; Fungi; Chytridiomycota; Chytridiomycetes; Spizellomycetales; Powellomycetaceae. Gene Ontology annotation, biological process: carbohydrate metabolic process. Bases 1 to 963 code for a protein of 320 amino acids. The record is from RefSeq and is a predicted model, not a curated record. Gene Ontology annotation, molecular function: polygalacturonase activity. The transcript is spliced from 5 exons.
AUGGUCGUCUGCAUCGCCGUGGGCAUCUGCGCCGCCCUCAUCAUCUCUCUUAUCGGUCUCUGCACCGUCCUCAGCCAUCUAUCCUCCUCCUUCCCUACCCUCAACCCCGAUUGCUUCCUCGCCGAUCUUUUCACAGCCGAACUAUUCUCAAUCCUCUCCGGCCGUCAUAAGCCUCUCUCCGUCCGCACCAGCACCAGCACCAACACCCACUACCUCGCAGGAGCGUCACCUGCGCUUCCAGGAUGUCAGCUACAGAAAUAUUUGCGGCUCUUCAAUGCUGCCAAAUUUCAUAUCACGGUCAUUGGCAAUCACAACGAGCUGUGGAACAUCCGGGUCGAGGCCGCAUUUCUGUGCCGUCAUUUCUUGAAACGGACGGCUUUGUCAUCCGAGUCCAACUACGUGCACGACGUCUAUGUCCGCAACGGCGACGAAUGCUUCACGGUCAAAACGCCCACCAACAACUUCCGCGGCGAAAACAUCUUUUGCAACAAUACGGCUGGCAACAAUAUCGGGUCGUUUGGAAAUGGCCCCGUGCCUGUGAGGGUUUCCAAUGUGUAUUAUCGGAAUGUCACGCUGAUUGGUCCAGCCUCCGCCGGGAUCAUGCACAAGGCGUACAUCAUCAACAAUGGAUAUGUGACGAACGUCACUUACGAGGACUUCCGGAUGGAGUCCGCUGCGUACCCGAUUUCCAUCAACCCAUUCUGGUGUGGCAAAGGCGAUUGCGGAAACACCUAUGGAAACCUUACAUUCAGCAACAUAACAUACCGCAAUUUCAAAAUUUACGGCAAAAACGACAAACCCAGAGCGCUCGUCCAAAUGAAGUGCAUCAGCUCAACGCAAUCCCCCAUCGGCAAAAUUCAGUGCUCCAACAUCAAGCUCUGUAACGUCGACAGGAGUCAGGCGGUUGGGUAUGGCGCGGACGACGUUACCAAUGUUAGUGGUCAUACUACGAAUUGCAAGUAG